UUUGCCAACUAUGGACGCUCUAAAGUCAGCCGGCCGGGCGUUGAUUCGGAGCCCCAGUAUUAGCAGGCACAGCUGGGGGAUGGCCAGACACCAGAAGCUGCCAGAAAACUGGACUGAUACAAAAGAAUCCUUACAGGAAGGAAUGGUCUUUCACCUUAAGUACCUUGGGGUAACCGUAGUGGACCAGCCGAAAGGGGAGGGGAUGGCAGCUGCAGCCAUUCGACGGAUAAUUACUGUGGCAAAAGCAAGUGGAAAGAAAUUCCUCAAAGUUACCCUAAUUGUUUCACCUCGGGGGAUAAUGUUACAAGAUACUACAACCAAUGAACUUAUAGAAAACGUCUCUAUUUACAGAAUAUCAUACUGCACUGCAGACAAGACUCAGGACAAGGUCUUUGCAUACAUUGCACAGAGUCAGCUAAAUGAGACAUUGGAAUGCCAUGCAUUUCUUUGUCCGAAGAAAAAAAUCGCACAAGCUGUAACCUUAACCGUUGCACAGGCCUUCAGAAUUGCAUUUGAUCUGUGGGAAGUGGCGCAAGAGGAAAAAUGUAAAAAGACACAUGAGCUGUGCAAAAGCCCUGAAACUGCAGCCUUUAAUGGAGCAACAGGACAUAUAGAGAAAGAUACAACUACAGCAAAGGAUCACAAAGUAAGCAGAGUCCAGAAUCCAAUUAUCUCUCCAACUGAUGUCAAUCUAGGUAUCGUGAAGCAAAACAGUCCAUCGUGUGGAUCCCCUUUACAUGCACUUUCUUGGGAAGAGGACGAUGGUCUUGAUGAUGCUUUCUCAAGCAUUGUGGAUGGAAUUGAGCCAAUCACAGAUUUGCGGAAUCACGAACAAACAUACGGUGCAAGAAUGUCUCAGUAGAUCUUCAGGACUCUUGAGUAGGAGAGGCCCUCCUACGAUUGCAGAGUAAGCAAAGUACGCCCAUGACCUCCAGUCUCAAAGAAGUCUUAUCACCACGCCAUUUGUUAAGGCAAAGCUGCCUCUUGUUCAUUGAUUGAGAUGCCAGUUUAAUUGCAGUAACUUUGGCUUGGUUUUGGAACAUGCUGAAAGAAGAGAACUGGAGCGAAUGUGCUGCAUGUCUUUGGCUAAUACCUGCUUGAAAUCAACAUUUCCUCUAAUUUGUGUUAACAACAAUGAAGAAGAUUUGUUUUUAUAAGACUUGAGCUAUGAUUUUCAAAGGCACAGUUGUUUCCAUUUAAUUUUUGGAUCUGUUUUAUAUUAAUUGACAGAAAUUGCUUGAUGUUGGAGUUGUAGACUAAUCAUAGCAUUGUUUGACAGGACUAGCAGGAAAUUCGUUGGUCGUGGUCAUGUUGUUUCUGAGCAAUUCCACGUUCUUAUAAAAUUGGGGGGAUUUUACCAAACCAUUGACAACCUAUCGCACAUUCGGCUGUCUCUUAUAGAUUAUCCAAUGGCAGGCAGGAGAGCAGGUAAAUCUUUAAUUUCAUUGCCUGCCUGCCCACCAUCCUUGGCCCAUGGCCCAAUUGGGGCCUUAAGUGACUAAAUUCCAUUUAAGGGCCUCAACCUGUUGCCACAAAGAUUUAAAGGCAGCCUAGGCCUGCUGCAAACAUGUAGCCUGCCUUGUUUAACCCUGAAGGCAGCUGGUCAAUGACAAGUAGUGGGUGAUUGCCUCAUUCCCAGACCAUGCUUUUUGUCUCCCCAUGUUCACCUAUCCCCAUGCCCUGUCCUAAAAAGCAUCCCUGCCAUCUUUGGGAGGGCCUAUCAACCAUAGCAAGAUCCUGUAAUUAGCUGAAUGUGGGGGUAUUCCUGGUUUGAUUUUGUCAGGCCUUCUAUGGCACUGGUAGUUGCCACCAAUCCUGGUGUGGCACAGAGCUGCUGGACUCCAUUUGAGGACAGGUGGAAGUCCUGACUCAUACUAAUUAAGGACUAUAUCUCAAAUAAAAAUUAAAGUUGAGUGAGAUAGCUAAUUGGAGCAAAGCUGAACUUGAGAACUUGGCCGACUUUCAGCACCUAAUACAGAUCAGUCAAUGCAAAGAAUAAAUUCCAAUGGAGUUGUAAGAUAUACAUUUGAUGACACCACAAUAAGGGAUAGUUUGAACUUUAACAAGAUAGUUACUGCUAGUAUCAUUGGCAAUAAAUCUACUACCUCCUAACAUACUGAAAACGAGCCAUUACAACUAAUACAUACAAGCGUAUGUAAGGAAUGCCUAUAUAAUACAAAGCUAUUAGUUGGCAAUUAUAUCAAGGUCUGCUCCAAAAGAUCCCAGCCUUUCUUACUACUUGAAUUUUUAAUCUACAAGUUGUGGUUACACACUUCUGAUAAAUUUAAUCCUCCAGAAAGCUUGAGAAUUGGGAAAAGUUAGUUAUUUAUUAUGGCAGAAAUAAGAUAGAACAUAGAACAUAGAACAUUACAGCACAGUAGGCCCUUCAGGCCUCGAUGUUGUGCCAACCUGUGGAACCAAUCUGAAGCCCUUCUAUCCAACGCUACUCCAUUUUCCAUCCAUAUGUUUAUCCAAUGACCAUUUAAAUGCCCUUAAAGUUGGCAAGACUACUUCUGUUCCAGGCAGUGUGU
Chiloscyllium plagiosum (whitespotted bambooshark) is the source of this 2531-nucleotide messenger RNA. Its product is annotated as low density lipoprotein receptor adapter protein 1-like. The record is from RefSeq and is a predicted model, not a curated record. NCBI's taxonomy places the organism in Eukaryota, Metazoa, Chordata, Chondrichthyes, Orectolobiformes, Hemiscylliidae.